AGAAGAAGAAGAAGAAAAGUUUGCGACGACCGAUAAUAAUGUCUCGGCAGAGGAUUUCCACGGAGGAACGGGACUUCCAGGAACUGAAAAACGCAGCAGCUGAGUUUUACCGAGUCCACGGAGUCCCGCAGGAGAUCGAGAGAGCUCUGAACGAGGCGUUCGUCCUCCAGCCGGGAGACGUUUACGGACACCUGGCAGAUUACUUUGGAAAGCUCGCUGCACCAGCAGUGAUCAGCAGGUUAAGAGGGAGAGAGGUUUAUGAUGCCAGAGGACAACUCUCUGUUGAAGCCGAGGUCUUCUGUCGCGUCUGCAACAAGGAAAAGAGCAUGUCCUUGGCUGCUGUCUCCAGCUGUUUGCCACCUAAAAGGACUUUACUGGACUGGAAAGCUGAGAGUCAGGAGAGAGCUCAUCAUGUGAUGACUUCUGCCCAGUGGAUAAAUGAGCCCCUGAAUAGCAUGCUGAAGGACCAAAACCCGUGUGACCAAGCGCAAGUUGACCAAAUACUCAGGAAUUACUUAAUGACCCAGAUCCUGGAGGAGAAACACAAGCAGAACAGGGUGAAGCAGGAAACACAUCCACCCAGCAAACAGGAGGUUGUACUUCCUUCUCCUCCACCCACAAAGAAUAAAGACAAGAAGAACGCUGAUAAAGGAAAAAAAGAGCAACCAUUUCCUCCAGCAGAGCCACCAGAGCCAGUUCUGCAUGGAAGCAUGGCCAUUGGUUCAGUGUCACUGGCAGUCGCCAAAACUGGGGCCCAGGUGCAGGACGUCCCUCUCUACAAAUACAUAGCAGCUCUGAAGCACCACAAGGUUCAAACAGUUCCAAAACAGUUUCACGUCCCUGUCUCCAUGGUAACUCUGCUGUGCUGUGGGAGGACAUCUCCUGGAAAACUAAGUUUACUGGAGGAAGUUAUCCUGAUCCCCAAAGUGGGACAAACAGUCAAACAAACCAUCACACUGACCUUCGAGCUUCUGAAGGCGAUAAUGAGAAUAACAAACUCUUCAACAAAAGCAGGGGCAACUCAGGCUGUUGUGUACGACAGUGGAGCACUGGCCGUAAACUUUGAGCGACCCGAGCAGGCUCUGGAUCUGAUUACUGAAGCCUGUGGUGACCUUGGGCUGGCUCUGGGAACAGAGGUUCAUUUAGCACUGAACUGUGCUGCCCCUGAACUAGUGGACUAUGCUAAAGGAAAGUACGAAGUUGCAACAGGAGUUCUGAAAUCUCCAGAUGAAUUAGUGGACGUGUACCAAACCCUCAUCAGUAAAUACCCAGCGGUGGUGGCCUUAAUCGAUCCAUUUAGGAGGGAGGACACCGACCAGUGGGAGAAGCUCAGCAAUGCGAUUGGAGACUCCUGCUCAUUGCUCUCUGACAUCACCUACAAACCGCAGGCCCCACCCCUCCCAGGGGUCAAAGGUCACAUUUUAAAACACAUCGAUGCAACGACAGUCAGCGACAUGAUACGCAUCACAUCAGAUCAUCAAGGUUCUGUGAUGAUGGGAACAACCUACAAUGAGCCAUGCAGUGAUUCCGUCUUCUCAGAUAUUGUUGUGGGUCUGAGCCUCGACUAUGUCAAACUGGGAGGUCUGAGCGGCGCUGAGAGGAUGACUAAAUACAACCGUCUGAUUGCUAUAGAAGAAGAACUGGCCCAACAGGGAAUCCUAGUGUAUAAAGAAAAACAUUCCCGUCCACUGUUUCCCGAAGAGCCACCGGAGCAGAGAGGGUUGAGGGAAUGAAGCUCACAGCCUAAAUAUCUCAUCUUCACGGAUGCUCACUCAAAACUUAGAAGCAAUCUGUAUUAACAAAAUGUUAAACUUACUGCAAGCUGAUUAGAAAUAAUUGAGAGGCUG
Molecule: messenger RNA, 1847 nt
Organism: Melanotaenia boesemani (Boeseman's rainbowfish)
Lineage: Eukaryota; Metazoa; Chordata; Actinopteri; Atheriniformes; Melanotaeniidae
Gene: eno4
Product: enolase 4
Exons: 13
Coding region: 39-1733 (564 amino acids)
Biological process (GO): glycolytic process
Cellular component (GO): phosphopyruvate hydratase complex
Molecular function (GO): phosphopyruvate hydratase activity; magnesium ion binding
Source: RefSeq, a predicted model, not a curated record